UACCUGCUGUUAGAUCCUGUCUGCUCUGUGAGGUUUCUCUGUGUGAUAAAAAAACACCUGAGAGUCCACAAAAAGUCCCCAGAACACAUCUUAUGUGAGCCCACCUUGUCCAUGGAGAGCAGGAAAUGCUCCAUCCAUAAGAAGAUCCUGGAGUAUUACUGCACUGAGGAUGACACCUGUAUCUGUGUGUCCUGCAGUUUGGCUGGAGAACAUCGAGGACACCAGGUGGAGAUGCUGAAAGAGGCUUCUGAGAAAAAGAAGGAGAAACUGAGGGAUGUUCUGCAGAAACUUCUGAUAAAGAGAGAGGAGACGGAGGAAAGAACCAAGAGUUUGCAGGAAGACAAGAGGAAAGCAGAAGAAAAUGCAGCUGGUGACACUGAGAGAGUCACUGCCCUGUUUAGAGAUCUCAGGAGACAUCUGAAGGACCUGGAGAAGAGAGUUCUGAGGGACAUCUCCAGGCAGGCAGAGUUGAUCUCCAUCUCCAUGUUGGUUAUGAUUCAGGGGUUGGAAAUAAAGAAGGAGGAGCUGUCCAGGAAGAUGAGGGACAUUGAGGAGCUGUGUAACAUGACAGAUCCACUGACUGUCCUACAGGAAUCAGACACAGGUGACUUGUGUGAUACUGAGGAUGGAGAUAAUGAGGACAGAGAGAGACAUGAGGACCUCCUCCAUGAUGGAGGGGGGCUGGAUGUGGCGGGGGUCUUACACACAGGUUUAUCUGAUAUAAUAACAGGGGGAAAUGUAUCCUUCUAUAUACAGGGAGCUGAAGACAUAUUACUGGAUAUAAGCACAGCUGGUAACAAGCUUCAUGUAUCAGAUGACAGAAAAAUUUUAGCCUGGUCAGAUAGGAACCAGAAGCGCCCACAAACACCAGAGAGAUUUACAGAUUAUCCUCAGGUGUUAAGCAGUCUGAUUUUUUCCUCUGGGCGACAUUUUUGGGAAGUGGAUGUUGAGGGAUCACAAUUCUGGCGAGUUGGGAUGUGUUACCGCAGUAUGGAGAGGAAAGAUUUUCAAGCAGGAAUAGGUAAGAAUAACAAGUCCUGGUGUUUGUCCAGGUCUGGAAAUCGGUAUUUUGUGAGACAUGACAGUACAGAGACCCCCUUAUCUACAAAUAUCUCCAGUAAUAGAGUUGGGAUAUAUCUGGAUUAUGAGGCCGGGCAGAUCUUUUAUGAUCUGUGUGACCCGAUCCAAAACCUGCACACCUUCACCACCACCUUCACUGAGCCCCUCCAUGCCGGGUUAUGUGCAGCAAGAGGUUGUAUAAAGAUAAGUGGGGGGAGAUCCUGAGAUGUGA
This is a messenger RNA of Staurois parvus, 1291 nucleotides long. The record is from the annotation of a GenBank genome assembly. NCBI's taxonomy places the organism in Eukaryota, Metazoa, Chordata, Amphibia, Anura, Ranidae.